Molecule: messenger RNA, 429 nt
Organism: Cladocopium goreaui
Lineage: Eukaryota; Dinophyceae; Suessiales; Symbiodiniaceae
Source: the annotation of a GenBank genome assembly
AUGGCACGGAAAGUUGGCUUUGGAUCAAAGAGAUGGCGGUCAACCGCAAAGAGGGAAGCACAAAAAUCACGCACAGUUAAGAUGCUGCCCAAGGCAAAGCGUGACUACAUUGUGGACGAUAGGCCCUCACAACGUAAGAAGGGUUCUACCAGCUGCAAUGUGGCUUUGACAAAGGCAAAAUACGAAAACAUUCCAGGGACUCGAGUACAGUCUGCAGCAGGUGGUCGACACGUGCGCGUUGUCAUACAGGAUGGGAAAAGCUUCGAUCCUAGCAACGUCUCUGGUGCCAGGCGACAUUUGAAGAAGCUGGCAGAAGAAGCAGCCGAGCUGGCUCGCAUUCAUGGUGGCGAGGCUAGAAAUGCUCUAGCGAAAACUGCCGCAGAAGCAGCAUCGAAAGCAAGCAAUCAGAGGCAAGGCUUUCUCCGUUAA